Nylanderia fulva is the source of this 7389-nucleotide messenger RNA. The record is from RefSeq and is a predicted model, not a curated record. NCBI's taxonomy places the organism in Eukaryota, Metazoa, Arthropoda, Insecta, Hymenoptera, Formicidae.
ACCUCCCUCCAACAGAUGUAAACACGAAUUUGAUUUGAAUCGUCGUUAUUCAACGUAAAUCUAUAUACAUAUAUAUAUAUAUAUAUAUAUUAUACAAAACAUUUUUCAUCGAAGAACCGCGUGGCGAUCAGCUGAUAUCGAUCAAAGGGUAAAGGACACCUUCUCCGACUAUUGUACACCCGAACGACGCGUCAGAUAGAAAAGUGACGCGCAUUUGCGCGUCCCUAACCUCAAAAAGCUUCCGUCGUCGACGACAGACGCGAGUGCGAGUAUAAUAAAGGGUGUCGCAUAAAUAUGUCCAGCUUCCGCUCCAUCGUCGAUCGCACUCUGGUGAAGAGAACCUGCACGACGAUUUAGGAAGCAAAAUAAAAAAAAAAGAUAUUUCUAUAAAAAUAGAGAGGAUGCUGAGGUCGAUAGCAUGGAAUACGAUUCGGAAUCAAGCUGCGAGGGCGGCGGUUGCUCGAGGGAUCUCCCGGACAAGCCGACGAAAGACGACGAGCCGGCUUGUCUGAGGUCCGAGGUCGGGGAGAAAUGCGGGCGGAGGUUGGCGGAGCUGAAGACGAGUCUGGGCGGCGACAAGAAGAACCUUUCCGCGCAGGUAAUGGAAUAUUAUCGCAAAUACUCCGGAGACGCGAAUCUGGAUCAGUAUUUCUCGCUACCCGUGUCGCAUACUCCGCAGGAGGCCGUCAACUACUACUACAGCGUGUACGAGGUGAGCGCCCAGGUGGGCACGAACAGGCAGGACUGUGUCGGGGAGGAGGUCUAUAAUCUAAGGUCUUACGUCCCGAGAGAGAGACGUAGGUGGGUAAGGCCCCCAUUGAUCGGCCAGUCCUCGAACACGGAUCCCGCUUCAUCCAGGUACGUUGAAACGUUGACAGAUCUCAGGACGUCCCCGGUCGACCUCGCGUCUGAAACGAUACACGAGGAGAGGAAUGAGAGCCAGGACAAGUUCCCCGAGGUGAACGACAGGAAGCUAUCCUCCCCGACCUCCAGCGUGGCGUCUCACAAACCUCUGGAAUGGGACAGCGGCGCGGAUGUCGGCUACUUCAAUUCGCACGUCCUCGGUAAGCAGGAGGACAAAAGGCUGAGCACCAUAGAACGUAUGGCUCUGGCGAGAGGAUGCUCGGCCGCUUUAAGAUUGGAUCCGGAAGGCACCACAGAAUCCGGAAUGCAAUCGGGGAAGAAUACGGCGAAAUCGUCCACGGCGCCUGACGCGAAUUCCACUCCGUUGAUUGCGAACGCUUCGGGGUCGGAGAGCGAGAUAGAGAUCACGCCUAUUGUCAAGAGCCAUUUGCCCGGCAUCAUCGCGGGGGAUGAUAUAAAAUCGCAUGAGAUGAAGUCUGCGAAGCUCCUGGAUCUCGAGACUCCUAAGUCGUCGUUUAAGGUGCCGCUGGCGAAGUGCUCGACGGUGGAGAGAAGGCUCGGAAGUUCCAAGCGGAAGGAGAUUACGCGUCCCUCGAGCUCGCCGUUGCAGAAGAGCAGCUCGAUGAACGUGAUACCCGCGUCGUUGUCGAAAUCUACCCUUAAGAGAAGCCAGAGCGAAGUGAACUUUCACGCUAAGGAAGGGAAGUCUGUGGUGCCUCUGAUCUUUAACUCUACGUCCUCCAUCGCUACCGUGGUGAACAAACCAGCGACCUGCGACAAAGUAAUACAGACAAGUCUGGACGUGUGCUCCCAGGAAUCCGUGGCCGUUCAAGUUUCGGAUUUCGAGGAGAGCAAACCGCCGGAGAAAGACCCUAGUUUGCAAACGAUACAUUCUAUCUUGAAGAAGUCCAAGGGCACUUAUAAGAUUAAAAGUGCGAGAAAAUGCGAGGACGCUUCGCGUCCAGCGGACGACGAUGAGGUCGGGACGAGCUCGAAGGACGUUGAAGCUUCGAGACACCAGAGCAAGAGUAGCUCGGACAUGUCGCAGAACGCGUCGACCUCGAUAACCCCGCAGCCCGACGAGGCGGAGAACGUGUCUGGAAGAGCCAACAGCUUCGAGUAUUUUCCCGGACACGCUUACGCGAACGUCCCGAACGGGAGGAACAGCCACGCGUCUUCGGAUACCAAUAGGUCGAACUCGACGUUACCCAACAGCAGUUCCAGCGUGAACGAGAAGAUGUGGGGAGACUCGGAUAGCCUGGUCCGAGACCUGGAGAGGAGCGUCAACAUCCUGAAGAGCCUCGUCGACGCCAACAAGUGCGACAAGCAAGUUAAGAAGCGACUGAUACAGCACGUGAUCAAACGACUGCUCACCGCAAAGUACACGGAUGAUAAGAUCGAGCAUAAUUUGGAGGACAAUGUCCCUUGGAAUCCGGACGACGCGAGGAACAAGGUUUACCGAGCCGAACUGCUUCAGGCUCUGACAAACAAGCACAGCACGACUGAGUCCUCGGACGAGUGGAACUCGCAGAAGAAGGAUAUCUCGAUGCAGAAAUCUGCAGGGACCACCAGCGACGUUAUCAAGGAGGUCGCGUUGGGGAGCAGCAACAGCGACAAGUUCGAUCGUCACACGGAUAGAACCGAGAUGGACGGUAGAAAGGCUAGAUUAGGACUGAGAACUGAUGACUGUCAGCGGAGCAGCAACACGGAUCGCGAUAAGAGCGAGAGCUCCGAGUGCUUCGUCCCUCAGCGCAAUCAUAAGAAUGCUAAGGUGAACGACAUCUUUUGCUUCAAGGAGAAUUGCAAGCUGCCGCAUCGAGAAUCGACCACGACCAACAGCAUCCUGCCGGAUCACAACAGGAUCCUACUGGACGCCGUCGUCAACAACAGGAGGACUCUCGUCGAGUCCAACAAUAACACAGAUAACAAUACCGACUGGAGGUUGCCGACCACCUCGUCAGAGAGGCACUUUGAACUGAAGAAAUGCAGCAUGUCCGAGUCCGGCGAUUCCAAACUCGUCAAUUACGCCGAGAUGGAGAAGAAAAAUCAACUCAUCUGGAUCACGAAUGAGAUUAGCCAUCUCAAUAACUUGAAAAAAUUGUUGGAGCAGCCCAGACGAUUAGAGAGGCCGAAAUCCUCGCCGAGGAAAUCGAAAUCGGCGAAUCUCAAGUCGAAGCAGAUACUCAGACGGGAGCAACACCCGGACACCGUGCACGGGAGUAUGUCCGAUCUACGGGAGGAUUCUGUGAACGAGCCGUGGUCGUCUCACUGCAACCUGGCGACUUGCGAGGCCGCGGGUGACACCCUGAACGUCCAGAGGAUGAUCAUGAAGCGCAACAGUGUCACGCAAACAGCGACGAACUUGGCCAGCGUUCACUCCAAGACCGGAGGGGUGAUCAUAUGCGCGUCGAGGAAUCUGCAGAGGUCAUCCGGGACGAAGCGCGUCGCUGUCGGGGUGCAAACGUUACCUCAGGAGAUGUCCUCGAUGUCGCCGAUCAAGUCGGGCACCAAAUACACGAAUUCCCAGAAGCCGUGCUACCAGACCGGUACAAAGUGCAGAGACCAAUCGUGCCAAACGCACAGCACCGUCGUCCAUGCGUCGUGCGCGCGAUGCAACCAAAAUCCCGAGUCCGACUCCGCGGCUUCGGUCAGGUCGCGCAAGGGCGAGCCGCCAAUUGUCUCGCAGCAGACGCAGACGAGUUACGCGAGCGACGACGCCGCGACGGAACCCACCUGUCGUCGCGCGUCGCAGAAUAUUACCGUCCAGCAGAAGCAGAAAGAGGCUAAGAAUCAAAUCAACGCGUCCAAGUCGAAAUGUAGUUGCGCUCGCGGCGACGUUUGCUCGUCCAUUAAAGAUAAUAAGAGUACGAGUACGAUCGAAGCCAAACCACGAGCUGAAAAACGAUCACCGUUUACAUGUUCAUUGUGUUCCGAGCAGAAAUCCGUUGCGGAUGUCGAUGACAUUGUUUAUAGUUGCGGCGGGUGUCAAAAGACCAGGUCGGGGACGAUUCGCAUGAAUGCCUGUAAAUGCGACGUCGAUGUUCCUGUUAAGGAAGUGGAUAGGAAGAUCAUUAUCGGCAAAUCCCGACAAAACUGCAACGUGCAGACUCAGAACAGACGCAAUGGCUCGAGUUACAUCGAACAGAGCGACCCUGGAAAGAUCUGCGAUUGUGUCGCGUGUCGAAAUCCGGAGGAGACUGCGACGACGGCGACAGGAAUAUUGUGCGAACAUUGUCAGUCGAGUAAUAAAAUUGAUAACAACGAGUCGAGCCGUUUCCAGGGUCGUUUAGCGGAGCGUCAAGCGCCAAAGCAAGUCUAUUCUGAGUGUUCUCAGGACAGUACCCAACAACGUAAAGUACAAAAUAACUUAUUAAAAUGUAAUUGUAAUGAGGCUUGCUCCUGCAGUAACAAUCAAGCAAUCAAGGAUAUCAAAGCGUGCAAGAAUUACGCAUCAAAAACAAAUGUUGCGGAUAAUGUUAAUAAGAAGGAGAGAAAUUGCCAGCAUUGUCGCGCGUGCGGCACCGCGUAUCAAAAUAUUAGAAAGUGCGGCUGCCGUCAAAUAUAUCCUAAAGCUGUCGCGUACGAGGUGUCCUUUACAAAGGAGAAUACCUCGAAAAAUGAAACUUCGGAUAUCGUUCCAAUAAUGCCAAAAGUUUCCAAGCAGCCCUCGACUGCAGCAAAAUUUGAUGCCUGUUCUUGCGAUAUUAUGAAAAGGAAUAACAAGACUGCUCAUCGGACGAAUACGCUGCAGGAUUAUUUAUCCAGAAACAAUCCCGAGUUUGUGGGCAAUGCGGAAACACGUCGACAAUAUUUAUCGGAAAUAUGCCAGUUGCGUGAAUUGAGAAAGGAGAAGAGAAUACAGUUAUUAGCGAUGGCUAGUUCAUCCACUAUCGAUAAAUCCACACCAGUGCGGAAGCCAACAGCUUGUGCGCAACGAAAAAUUUCCGACGAUGAGAUGAGGGCGCGGUUACGUAAACGGUAUCUCCGGUUGAAUGAAGUACGAUUCAAGCGGCGACAACAGGAACAGCAAGAAGAAGCACGUCGAAACAAGCUCAUGGCAAAAAUUUUUUGCAAAAAAUUGCAGCAAAAGGUUUUGAGAGGCCAAGGAAAAUAUUUGGGAAAAUUAAAUCCGUAUCAUCAUCAAGUUUCUGGUGACGUUUGGGCUGUGGAUCAGUACACCUUAUUAUUAACUUCCUUUAACUACGAUGGUAAUGGAGCUGACACGUUUUUCUGGGCGGGGGCAUCAAAUAGACCGGGUCCGCAAGGAUUUAUCGUUCCCGAUGAGUGGGGCAAGACAAAUGUAUUGGAUCGGUAUUUCAACCGGGAUUUUACACUCAACCUACCGGAGAAUAAGAAAAUAACAGACAUCAAAUGGUUUGCAGUGUACGAUUUACAAAGUCAGAACGCCUUCGGUGAUGUAUAUAUUCCGGAAGAGUUUGAUCCACCAACGCCUCAGAAGAUAUCGCAGCUGUCGAGAAGAUCUCACAACGUCUCGUCAGGACCCAUCGUGAUUUUGGACUCAAAAACUAUCAGCAUACCACAAUUCGUGUACGAUGGACAAGGUGCGGACACAUAUUUCUGGGUCGGUCUUGGUCCACAACCAUCCAGCAAGGGUCAGAAAGUACCCGACGAAUAUGGAUACAUGGAUUCUCUUAGAGUGUACAAUGACGAAGACGUCAUACUGCAACUGCCAGGCGAUAUGACGGUCUUCAACAUAGAUUGGAUAAGUAUUUUUGACGUAAAAACCAAAUCGAAUUACGGUUCUGUGAUCAUACCCGACGGACUCAAUGUACCGCCGUCGUUGAUCAAAGUUACCAAGCAAACGCAGUCCCUUCCGAAUUGCGUCCAGCUGCACAAACGAUAUCAAGUUGCCUGGGAAAUCUUCGGUCCGCAGAUCACAAUCCAGCUGGUAGGUCAAGUCGCCGAGGAUGAGUAUAUGGCUUUUGGAUUAUCCGGCUCGGAAGACUCCAGUCGAAUGGAAGGUGCGGAUGUAGCCAUUGCAUAUAUGGAUGAUACCCGUGGAUAUGCUACGGAUUACAACAUUACAGCAAAGGCGCCAUGUGGGAAAGUUCUCGGUCAGUACAAAGGCGUUUGCAGAGACGAGCUUGUCGGCGGUUUGGAUAGCAAUCAGCUCUACACCGCAGUAAGGGAGAACGGGCUCAACAUUAUUACGUAUAGACGUACACUUAUUUCAUCCGAUCCCGGAGACAAAGAAUUCCCUGUGGAUAAACCGGUAUACGUGGUCUGGGCCUUGGGCAGACUCGAUAAGACCAAUAACGAACCAAGUUUUCACGAUUUGUAUCCGAGGAAUGAUGUGGUACUCGAAUUAAAUCGUAAGGAUCCAGAGAACACUUGUAUUGAUUUUACGGAGAGCAGCGGCAAAUUCUCUCAAAAAGAACCUUGGCAAAAAACAGAAAUAUUUGACAGAAGCGUUCGAACUUUCAGAGCAACUAUCGGACCUUCCGGAGGGAAAAGGGGAUAUCAGGGAAUCACGGGGAAACCAUCGGUGGGUCUUGCCUGGUACAUCGAAGGCGCGCUGAUACCCGAAUUGUACCUACGUCGUGGAUUGACAUACAGCUUUCGCGUUCACGGUGGGAACAAUCCGCACAGCGCGGACUUGUACCAUCCUUUAAUAAUAACGGAUGAGCCUCAUGGAGGAUACGACACCCUCAGCGAUCUUGCCCAAAGUAAGAUCAGGGUGUUGGCUGGAAUUGAAUUGACUAGGAGAGGUCGACCGCGACCGACCGCGGUCGGGCCGCUUUGUUUAAGUAAGCAUAACGGUCGAGAUAGAAGACUGGACGAUACUUUUCCGUCGUUUAAAAAAUUCAACAGGACCCUAUUGCAAACCUGCGAGCCAGGAGACGGCGGCACUUUGACAGUGACUCCGAACUCAUCAUGGCCCGAUUUGGUUUAUUAUCAUUCGUUCACACACCCAAAUAUGGGAUAUAAGAUUCACGUAAUUGAUUCUUACACAAAAAGUAGUGCGAUCGCACAUAAAUUAUCAUUGCUCGUCGCAAUUAUGACUGUCCUUUUUCAUCUUUCAUAAAGUUAGGUAAUAAUACAUGAAAAAAAUUGUAUCAAAUUAUUUUUCAACUUACGGAAAGAUACGUUAAAUCAGGAUUCGUUAGUUUAGGAUGUAUAUCGCGAUAUUUUAAUAUAAAUCACUGUGUACUGCUUUUCUUGUAUUAUAUUAAGCACUUAAUAUAAUAGUUCCUACAAUAAGCUGCGUUACACAUACAUACAAAUUUUGUGCGUAAUUUAAUAAAAAAUUAAAAUAAUAAAAUCAUCUGUUUAUUCUGUUAUACUAUGAAAGAAAUGUUAGAUUAUCUAUUAAAAAAAAUAAGCGAAUAAAAGAAAUUAAGUUGUUGCAAUAUUCUUUUAUUUCAUAUAUUAAGUAAGAUAUCGUGAGCAUAUAAAAGACAACAUACAUUAGAUAUGUACAUACGCAACGCGUCAUAUUUGUGUUACAGUGAGAAGAUCGAUGUAAAAAAAAGUAUAUUCUUAAUAUUUAUAUGUAUAUGCUAU